CUGAAUCACACCUGACAUGAGCUUUCAAUUUUUAAGUUGCACACUUCAAUGCCAUGAAAAGGCAAGAGUCAUUAGGUGGAAAGGCCAACACUGAGCCUCGUGAAAACAAACAAACAAACAGCAACAAUACUAACAUACUGUUCGAUGGAGCAGGGCAUCCUAUAUAAUACCAAGGCCUGCAACUGCAUGUGACUUAAAGCUUAUUAAAUGAAAAGUCAUUAACUGGGUGUUCCCUGAAAGCACGGCCUUAUCUGCCACUCGCCCUCUUAUUCUAUAAACUCGAGGCAAGCUACACUUUCCCAGAUGAUAGCAUUACCUGCUGCCACCAUUGAAAGAAUGCACUCAAUUUGUGAGUUAAGACCAUACCACCGUUUGGAGCUACUGUAAAAUCCGAGAGAUCCACUGUCCCAGAAUGAAAAUAUUGCUUGUUUAAUCCGCAUGGUUGGGAAUUCCAUCAGCUCUAUGUAUCUUUAUUUUGUUUUAUAAGAGCCACACCCGUGUAUGGUUUUUAUGUACCCAUUAACCAAUAUCUAGGGGCCUAUUCAAUUCAUUCAUGGAGAUCUACCAUCUUGAGAUUUUCUCACAAUAACGUUAGAAUCAAGUAAUUUGACCCAGCAUUUUUUAAACCAGAAUCGAGCAUGGGAGAAGCCGGGCAUCUUCAGCUGGGUUCUGUAGAUGGUGCCUCAGGUAGCAAAGAUGUCAAUGGUGGUAUUGCUCAAGAUGAGAAGACGAAGAAAACUGAGCACAGUCUUCCAUUCUUCAAGCUCUUCACUUUUGUUGAUAAGUAUGACUGGUUUCUAAUGUCUCUUGGAUCAGUGGGAGCAAUCAUCCAUGGCUCUGCCAUGCCUGUCUUCUUUUUACUCUUUGGAGAGUUAAUCAAUGGAUUUGGAAAAAAUCAGGACAACCCUGCUAAAAUGGCUGAUUUAGUUUCCAAGAAUGCAUUGAAUUUUAUCUAUCUGGGACUGGUGGUCUUGGUAUCCUCGUGGGCAGAGAUUGCUUGUUGGAUGCAUACUGGAGAGAGACAGGUGGGUAAAUGGAGAAAAAAGUAUUUGGAAGCAGUGUUGAAGCAGGAUGUGGGGUUCUUUGACACAGAUGCUGGAACUGGGGACAUCGUCUUCAGCAUUUCCACAGACACUCUCCUGGUUCAAGAUGCCAUCAGUGAGAAGGUAGGGAAUUUUAUACACUACCUAUCAACAUUCGUGGCAGGUUUAGUGGUUGGAUUUGUUUCGGCAUGGAGACUAGCUCUUCUGAGUAUCGCAGUUAUCCCAGGGAUUGCAUUUGCCGGAGGGUUAUAUGCUUACACGCUUACAGGGUUGACAUCCAAGAGCCAUGAAGCAUAUGCAAAUGCAGGCAACAUUGCAGAGCAAGCGAUUGCACAAAUCAGAACUGUCUACUCUUUUGUGGGAGAAAACAGAGCGUUAAAUUCAUAUUCAGAAGCUUUACAAACCACACAAAAGUUAGGUUACAAAGAAGGGAUGGCUAAGGGAUUGGGCAUAGGAUGCACGUAUGGAAUAGCAUUUAUGUCUUGGGCAUUGGUUUUUUGGUAUGCAGGGGUGUUUAUUAGAAAUGGCCAAACUGAUGGAGGCAAAGCAUUCACUGCCAUUUUCUCAGCUAUUGUUGGUGGAAUGAGUUUAGGGCAAUCACUCGCCAAUCUAGCUGCAUUUGGAAAGGGGAAAGUGGCUGGAUACAAGCUGAUGGAGAUCAUCAACCAGCAGCCUACAAUCAUCCAAGAUGUUUUAGAAGGAAAAAAGCUAGUGGAAAUCCAAGGCGAUAUCAAAUUCCAAGAUGUUACCUUCAGUUAUCCUUGCCGACAAGAUGUAUUUAUUUUCCGAAGUUUUUCAUUACAAAUCCCCCAUGGGAAGACUGUUGCAAUAGUGGGAGGUAGUGGAUCUGGGAAGAGCACUGUUAUAUCCCUCAUAGAGCGGUUUUAUGACCCCAAUGAAGGACAUGUAUAUUUGGAUGGUCAUGAUCUCAAAACUUUGCAGUUAAAGUGGCUUCGUCAGCAGAUUGGAUUGGUAAACCAAGAACCUGCAUUGUUUGCUACAACUAUCCUUGAAAAUAUAUUGUACGGGAAAGAGGAUGCCACUAUGGAAGAAGUUGAAGAAGCAGCAAAUGUUGCAAAUGCCCACAGCUUCAUAACCCUACUUCCAGAUGGCUACAAUACUCAGGUUGGGGAAAGAGGGGUUCAGUUAUCUGGAGGUCAAAAGCAACGAGUAGCAAUAGCCAGGGCAAUGUUAAAGAACCCUAAAAUUCUUCUCCUAGAUGAAGCAACUAGUGCUCUUGAUGCAAGCUCUGAAAGCAUUGUACAAGAAGCUCUUGACCGUCUGAUGAUAGGAAGAACUACCGUUGUCGUUGCUCAUCGUCUGGCAACCAUAAGAAAUGCAGACAUUAUUGCUGUUUUGCAGCAAGGUCAGAUUGUUGAAUUGGGAAAUCAUGAAGAUUUGCUUGCCAAAGGUAGCAGUGGUGCUUAUUCAUCACUAGUUAAGCUCCAGGAGAUGGCUAUGACAAGAGAUGGAAAUCUUCCUUUGAGGAAAUCAAAGUCUACACGUCUCAGCCACUCAUUAUCAACUAAAUCUCUAAGCCUCCGUUCAGGUAGCUUAAGAACUCUAACAUACCAAUAUAGUACAGGAGCGGAUGGGAGACUAGAAAUGAUUUCAAAUGCUGAUGCAAACAAGAUUAAUCCACCACCCAGAGGUUCUUACUUUCGGCUUCUCAAAUUGAAUGCACCUGAAUUGCCCUUUGCUCUUCUAGGGUCUGUGGGAUCAAUUUUCUCAGGUCUUAUUGGUCCAACUUUUGCCAUUGUAAUGAGCAAUAUGAUUGAAGUCUUUUACUACACUGAUGAUAAAGAAAUGGAGAGAAAAACAAAAACAUAUGUCUUUAUUUACAUUGGAGCUGGUCUUUAUGCUAUUGUUGCAUACCUGUCUCAGCACUACUUCUUUGGUAUAGUGGGUGAGAAUCUUACAACAAGAGUCCGGAAGAUGAUGCUUUCUGCAAUACUCUGCAAUGAAGUGAGCUGGUUUGAUGAAGAGGAGAAUAACUCAAGCCAGAUAGCUUCUCGUUUGGCAGCUGAUGCUACAAACGUUAAAUCAGCAAUUGCAGAAAGAAUCUCAGUUAUUUUACAGAACAUGACUUCAUUGCUUACUUCAUUUAUUGUUGCUUUCAUUGUGGAAUGGCGAAUGGCUCUACUCAUACUUGCCACAUUUCCUCUUCUCGUCUUUGCAAAUUUUGUCCAGCAACUGUCUCUUAAAGGAUUUGCAGGAGACACAGCAAAAGCACAUGCAAGAGCAAGCAUGGUAGCAGGGGAAGCAGUUAGCAACAUACGAACCGUAGCUGCCUUCAAUGCAGAGGAAAAAAUCCUCAAUCUUUUUGGCAAGGAACUAAAAUUACCUCAAACCCAAAGUCUAAAACGGGGUCAGUUAGCCGGCAUCCUCUUUGGAAUCUCACAACUCACAUUAUAUGGAUCACAGGCCUUAAUACUUUGGUAUGGCUCAAGACUGGUACAAAAUGGGACCUCAACGUUCUCCAGAGUAAUAAAAGUCUUUGUAGUUCUAGUGAUCACAGCAAAUUCUGUUGCUGAAACUCUAAGUCUUGCACCUGACUUUGUAAGAGGGGGAGAAGCAUUGAGUUCCAUUUUCUCAAUCCUGGACAGGGGAACAAAAAUUGAGCCAGAUGAUGAAGAUGCAGAACACAUUGAAGAAACCAAAGGUGAAAUUGAACUAAAGCACAUCGAAUUUGCUUAUCCAUCUAGGCCUGAAGUGAAAAUUUUCAAAGAUCUGAACCUAAAAAUUAAAGCAGCUCGUAGCCAAGCCCUAGUUGGAGCAAGUGGCUCUGGAAAGAGCACGGUGAUUGCAUUAAUUGAAAGAUUUUAUGAUCCAAUUGCAGGUAAAGUUACCAUAGAUGGUAAAGACAUUAAAAAGCUAAAUCUGAAAUCUCUGCGUUUAAACAUUGGGCUUGUGCAACAAGAGCCUGCACUUUUUGCUGCCACAAUAUAUGAAAAUAUACUCUACGGAAAAGAAAAUGCUACUGAAACUGAAAUUAUUGCAGCUGCCAGGGCAUCAAAUGCUCAUAAUUUUAUCAGUAGCUUACCCAAUGGCUAUCAAACCAUGGUUGGUGAGAGAGGUGUUCAGUUGUCAGGAGGACAGAAGCAGAGAAUUGCAAUUGCAAGAGCUGUCUUAAAGAAUCCUGGAUUGCUUUUGUUGGAUGAAGCUACUAGUGCAUUAGAUGCAGAAUCAGAAAGUAUUGUUCAGGAGGCACUGGAAAGAUUGAUGCGUGGAAGGACAACUGUGGUGGUUGCUCAUCGUUUGUCAACAAUUCAUAAUGUGGAUUCAAUUGCUGUUGUUCAGGAUGGUAGAAUUGUUGAACAAGGUAGUCAUCAGGAGCUACUUGCUUCUAGUGGACCAUAUUCCAAUCUCCUAAAUCUUCAACGACACAAUGCAUAACCUUGACAUAAUUUCUCUUACUUUUGGUUGCUGUAGAUACAGAGAUGAUGAACCCAUCUCCAUCGUAUUGUAUUUGACAACUGCAAAUGUGUUUUAUGUUAUGCCAAAUAUUGUUUCACUUGUUAUUGAUGAUUUACAUAUUAUUCACUAUACUAUACCAGUAACGUUGGCCUGCUUCUGUGAGAAACCUUCUAGAACUUCUUAUACGAAAUAUAGAAAUUAUGAUUCCUUCAA
This is a messenger RNA of Cryptomeria japonica (Japanese cedar), 4673 nucleotides long. Its product is annotated as ABC transporter B family member 19. Gene Ontology annotation, cellular component: membrane. The record is from RefSeq and is a predicted model, not a curated record. Gene Ontology annotation, biological process: transmembrane transport. Gene Ontology annotation, molecular function: ATP binding; ABC-type transporter activity; ATP hydrolysis activity. NCBI's taxonomy places the organism in Eukaryota, Viridiplantae, Streptophyta, Pinopsida, Cupressales, Cupressaceae. The transcript has 11 exons. The coding region runs from base 639 to 4439 and encodes 1266 amino acids.